This is a messenger RNA of Alosa alosa (allis shad), 1508 nucleotides long. RefSeq names its product acidic mammalian chitinase-like. Gene Ontology annotation, molecular function: chitin binding; chitinase activity. The transcript is spliced from 12 exons. The record is from RefSeq and is a predicted model, not a curated record. Gene Ontology annotation, cellular component: extracellular region. Lineage: Eukaryota; Metazoa; Chordata; Actinopteri; Clupeiformes; Clupeidae. Bases 1 to 1491 code for a protein of 496 amino acids. Gene Ontology annotation, biological process: carbohydrate metabolic process; chitin catabolic process.
AUGGGAAAACUUCUCAUUUGCGUUGGACUGGCUCUCCUGCUGCAUGCGCAGCUAGGAUCCGCCUAUCUCCUGUCAUGUUACUUCACCAACUGGGGUCAGUACAGACCUGGAUCUGGGAAGUUCUUACCCUCCAACAUCGACCCGUGCCUAUGUGACCACCUGAUCUAUGCCUUCGCCACCAUGGACAACAACCAGAUCACGACCACGGCGUGGGAUGAUGAGAAAUUCUAUGCCGAGUUCCAGGCUCUCAAGAACCAGAAUAUUAACCUGAGGACCCUCCUGGCCAUUGGUGGAGCCAACAAAGAAAUUAUUCCAAAGUUCUCUAAUAUGGUGGCUACUUCUGCUAACCGUCAGACCUUCAUCACCUCUGUGAUCAAGUUCCUGCGGCAGUACGGGUUUGACGGUCUGGACAUCGACUGGGAGUUCCCUGGGUCCAAGGGCAGCCCUGCCAUCGACAAGGAACUCUUCACCACCCUCACUCAGGAGAUGCUGUACGCCUUCGAGGCUGAGGGCGUGAGCACCAGCCGCCCUCGCCUGAUGCUGACCGCUGCUGUGUCUGCCAGCAAGAGCACCAUUGAUGCCGCAUACCAGAUCCCUCAGCUCGGCCAGAUCCUGGAUUACUUCCACAUCAUGACCUAUGCGUUCCAUGGUUCAUGGCAGCACUUCACAGGGGAGAACAGCCCCUUGUACAAGGGACCUGCCGACACGGGGACACACAUCUACUACAGCAUAGACUACGCCAUGAACUACUGGAAGAGCCAGGGUGCUCCUGCUGAGAAGCUGCUUGUUGGUUUCCCCACUUAUGGACGCACCUUCACACUGGCCAGCGCUUCCAACACCGGUGUUGGUGCCCCUUCUGUUGGACCCGGGCCCGCUGGUACCUACACCAGGGAAGCUGGAUUCUGGUCCUAUUAUGAGAUCUGCAACUUCCUGAUGGAAGGAGCCACUCAGGUCUGGGACACAAUCCAGAUGGUGCCCUACGCCUAUAACAGCCAGCUCACCUGGGUCGGCUACGACAAUAUCAAGAGCUUCCAGGCUAAGAUUGAUUGGCUGAAGAAAAACCAGUUUGGUGGAGCCAUGGUGUGGACCUUGGACCUGGACGACUUCAGCGGCACCUUCUGCAGCCAGGGCAAAUACCCUCUGAUCAACACCCUCAAGAGCGGCCUUGGCAUUGGACAGGCCAGCAUUUCGCCGUUGGCUUCCUCGAUGAUGAUCAGUGGAGGAGGCAGCAGCAGUGGAGGUAGCAGCAGCAGUGGAGGAGGCAGCAGCAGUGGAGGAGGUAGCAGCAGUGGAGGUAGCAGCAGCAGUGGAGGAAGUAGCAGCAGUGGAGGAGGUAGCAAUGUAUUCUGCAAGGGAAAGGCCAGCGGCACGUACCCUGACCCCACCAACAAGAACACGUUCUACCAGUGCGCCGGUGGCAUCACCUACAUCCAGCACUGCGCUACUGGCCUGGUUUUCGACUCCUCCUGCUCCUGCUGCAACUGGGCAUAGGAGCCUCCUCUGUCCAA